GACGUGCCAGUUCUGUUGGCAGCUUCCUCCGUCCGAUUACACAUGCUCUAACCCUACAAACUGCAAGACGGUCUCGUGUCCGCGGGAACGGUACCGGGCCAAUUGCACAGUGAAGGAUCAUAUUCACUGCCUAGGUAAUCGAACCUUUCCCAAGAUGCUUUACUGCAACUGGACUGGAGGGUAUAAAUGGUCGACAGCUUUGGCCCUCAGGAGCUCCACGCCCACUUGAACGGCUCUAUCAGUUCGGAGACGAUGAAGAAAUUAAUGGCGCAAAAGCCGAACCUUCAGGUUCCUAAUGGGAUGACCAUGAUUGACAAGGGGCAGAAAAGGAGCCUAGAAGAAUGCUUUCAGAUGUUUCAGAUCAUCCAUCAAGUUACCAAUAGAACCGAAGAUAUAUUGAUGGUAACCAAGGAUGUUAUUCGGGACUUUGCUGCAGAUGGUGUCAAAUACCUGGAGUUAAGGAGCACGCCCAGAGAGGAGCAAGCCACAGGUAUGACCAAACAAGCGUAUGUGGAAGCUGUCCUCGAAGGUAUAAGGCAGUGUAAAGAAGAAAAACUGGAUAUAGAUGUUAGGUUUCUAAUCUCGGUGGAUCGAAGAGGGGGACCGGCUGUCGCCAAGGAGACCGUGAAACUGGCGGAGAAGUUUCUGCUCUCCACAGAUGGGGUGGUCGUAGGGCUUGACCUCAGUGGAAAUCCAACUGUAGGACACGGCAAGGAUUUCUUGGAACCCCUCUUGGAAGCUAAGAACGCAGGCCUGCGGCUGGCUUUGCACCUGUCGGAGAUCCCCGGCCAGGACGAAGAGACCAAACUCCUCCUGGGCCUGCCUCCUGACCGGAUCGGACACGGCACCUUCCUUCAUUCUUCAUCGCCGGUGUCUGAGGAUCUGGUCCAGCUUGUCAGACGCCAUCGUGUUCCUCUUGAAAUCUGCGUGACCUCAAACCUCAAAGGGCAGACCGUGCCUUCGAGCGAGCGCCACCAUUUUGGAUUCUGGUACAACAUGGGUCAUCCAGUUGUUCUUUGCACCGACGAUAAAGGUGUGUUUGCCACGGAUCUGUCUCGGGAGUACCAGCUGGUUUCCGAUACGUUUCAGCUGUCCCAAGCACAGAUGUGGGACCUCUCUUACAACGCCAUCGACUACAUUUUUGCUGGCGCCCACACCAAAGCCGAGCUAAAGGAAAAGUGGAACCAGUUGAAACCAUCUCUGCUUCAGUAG
Molecule: messenger RNA, 1212 nt
Organism: Euleptes europaea (tarantolino)
Lineage: Eukaryota; Metazoa; Chordata; Lepidosauria; Squamata; Sphaerodactylidae
Gene: MAPDA
Product: adenosine deaminase like
Exons: 11
Coding region: 187-1212 (341 amino acids)
Biological process (GO): inosine biosynthetic process; adenosine catabolic process
Molecular function (GO): adenosine deaminase activity
Source: RefSeq, a predicted model, not a curated record